Messenger RNA from Ostreobium quekettii, 2034 nucleotides. The record is from the annotation of a GenBank genome assembly. NCBI's taxonomy places the organism in Eukaryota, Viridiplantae, Chlorophyta, Ulvophyceae, Bryopsidales, Ostreobiaceae.
AUGCGCAAGGCAGGGCCUACCGAUGGGGGCGGCGCGAAGGAUGCGGGCGGCGCAAAGGAUGGAAGCGGUGGCAGGGUAACGUUGCCGUGCGGCUACCGCCUUGCGUCCGGCACGCGCGUGGCCAAGCGACCCAGGGGCGUGCGGCACAGGCGCGUCGACUAUAAACCCGUGCUCCUGCGCUCCGGGUUCAUAGACGAGAGGGAGGCGAUUGCCCUGGAUGCGCUGGAGAUGAUGUCCAAGACCGCCGCGCUCGAGCUGGGGAAUGGACCCAAGGCCCACCGGGAGAGGCCGCGGGCGGCGAGCGAAGCCCUGAGGGCCGCCUCCACGAGGAGAGGCGUCGCCAACGCGCAGCAAAGUGCAGGUGAGGCCAACGCCGUGUCCAGGCGAAAGGUGACGAGCGAGCGCGAGACGGCUAGGAGCAGGGAAGAGCCAAGGCUGCCCGCGCUGCUCAGGCGGCUUCUGCUGCUUGCUGACCCUCCUGAUGGACCGCCACAGCCGCUGCGGAUAGAGCGCAUGGCGGAGGAGUUGGGAGUGGCGCCCCGGCGCCUGCACAAUGUAAUCAGCGUCCUGGAGUCCCUCCAGAUCAUUUCGCGCACAGGGUGGAUGACCUAUGAAUGGCGUGGCGCUGGAGACCUUUCAUCAGUGCUGGAGACUCUAGUGGCAGAAGGGGAAAGAAACGGCGACCUCAGCAACCCGCCAUGUGCCAUUCCCCCAAGGCACCCCCCCCAUCAUGAGGGACUGUCCCACUGGACAGCCAGCAGGAGAUUCCUGAGGUUGCUCCUUACGGACCAGAAACCCAUUUCCAUCCCAGAGGCAGCAAAGUAUCUUUGCUGUUCAGUGGGGCUGGGCCCUGAGGCAGUCAGAAGAGUGGAGGAGCAGCUGGUUGAAGUCACGUGCAUACUCACUGAGCUUGGUCUGGUGAAAAAAUGCUCAAGGACCCGCUGCAGUGUAUACAAGUGGAUUGGAUUUCCAGAGCAGAAAAGCACCAAGCGGACCAAAAAGAAUGGUCCCAGGGAGGCGAUCAGUGCAGAGACCACAGGUACCAAAGUCAUUGAAGCAUCGCGCAGUGACAGGGUCUCAGGGACUGCUGCAAAGCUGGGCUCACAAGCUCACAGCGUCAGCGGCAAUGGGCAGAUGGCUUCUGUUCCUGUGGGAUAUGCACCGUUUCACAUCUUCCCAAGCUUGCUGACCCCAGCUGUUGUUGGCCAGGCCUCCCAGGCAUCUGCCCCUGGUGCCAUGAACCAGAGGUUGCACAACUCGCCAACAUUUGGCAGGUUAGGGUACACGAAUGUGUUGCCUGUUUCUGCGAACAGCAGUGCACCCAGUGCGCAAAGGGCAGGCAUCAACCCAUGUGCUGUGGGUGUCUCUGCCUUUGCGUAUACUGGGCGACCAUGCUGCAGAGACGUGACACACAGAGAUAGAGAUGGAGCAGCCACAACGACAGCACAGAGGCUUUCGGGCACUGUUGCUGCAGCUGCAGCCCCUAGCUUGGUCAUCCACACUGUGAACCAUGGCCUGCCUCAAUCUGACUCUGAGGUUUCACGAGCCUCAGUAACCAUUAGGGGCCACAAUGGGGCCACCCCACCAUCAGCGUCGAGCUCCGCAGGUGUGCAGCAGCAAAAGGCUCAUGGCUGGACUGUUGCCACAGAUAGACAGAAUGGCUUGCCCACAGGCUGCGAAGCAGCACGUCGGAUCAAUGAGGUGGACUCCGCUCCACUGCCACAAGAAAAUGUGGAAGUGUGCUCAAGCCAGACUGUUCCUGAAAGGACGUUCAAGUCUGAGGUUGUGGAGCGCCGCUAUGGCCCUGGAGGCCCUGCGAUGACGGUAGUGACAACAGGUGCUUCCCCAGCAAAGGGUGGCAGGCAUGUAGGGUCUCUACAGGACACAGGGGGGGGCAAUGUGCCUGGCCGUGCCGCCAUGUUGCCACCAUCUUCGAGGGAUUAUGCAACGCUGAUGGCCCUCCUCACCAAGGGUCAAAAUGGUGAUCAAGGUGUGAUGUUUAACAUACGAGAUGGAACGAGAGAUGCAGUUUAA